AUGGCGGUAGCCCGUGCGGAAGGCAUCAUCAAUGCUGACCUGCUGGCCGCAGAGGUGAACCUGGAGAGCCUUGGCUUGGACUCGCUAGAGCCCGUCCUCCCGCUGCUGGCAAACAUGCCGCGGCUGAAGGCUCUGAAGCUGGCGCACAACAAACUGACAGGCCUCCCCUGCGAUCUUUCCAGCAUCCGGCAGCUGGAGUACCUGGAUAUAUCCGCCAACCCCAUCACGGGGCUGAGCACUAUUGUGCGUGGGCUGUACAGCCUCGUCAUACUAAGGCACCUUUACGUUGAUCUGCCUUUUGAGAACGAGGAGGACGAGGUUAUCGUUUCCCUUCACUCCUUGCAAAGCUUUAACGGGACGUCGUUGACGGGCGUGAUUGAAGAUGAGGAGAUUCAUAAGGGCAACAAUCGGAGUGAUCCGACCCCGUCGCUUCAGUCCUUUCUCAAGGACGCAAAGGAUACCUCAAUGGGCUGCGAGAUCCUUACUUCGCCACCGCCACAGCAGAGGCAUCAUCAGCAGAAACCCCCGAACCCCCAGGAAUGGAGCAACGAAGACACAGUGUACACACAGGAACUACAUGCGCUGGUUGUCGAUGCCACUGGAAAUAUUUCCAACCGAAAGGAGUUCAACGGUUAUCUUGUCAAUGUCGUCCAGCAUCUUGGCGCCCUGACGGCCACCGAGACGGAUGCGGCAAGUCGUGAGGGUGAGACGCUCAAGGCUAAGAAACUUCUCUACGAGUACUGCCUCGAGGAGUUGUGUCGCGCUGCCGGAAGAAAAGAUAUCGCUCUUGGUCGGGCAUUUACGGCCCUUAUAAAGGCGCAAACCGCUCUAUUGGAGCGCUACGACCGACUAUGGCGUGGUAUCGCCGAGGAAAAGAGCGAGCGAAUUGCUGUAAUGAAGAAAGACAUGCAGGACGCUAUCCACGAGAUCGAGUCGCUCAUGAGCCAAGUUGGCCAACCGAGCAGUCGGAGCGGUUGCGCCGGCCUCGACGAAGAGGCGGAGUUGCAGCGGCUGCAGGAGGAAGUCGGGCGGCUGCGGACGGAAAACGAACGACUGCAGACAAAACUGCGUCUGACGGAUGUAACAGGCUGCAGCCCAAACCUGGCGUCCGCUUCAGCCGCGCGAGACACAUCAGUUUUUGCAGACCGCACGCGGGUUUCGCCCUCACGCUCGCAGACCCCGCAGUUUGGCAACAAGGUGCUAACGCUUCGGCAGCUCAAGAGCACCAUCGAAGACAUAUACGUGUCCAAGAGUAAGUAUGAUAUUAAGUGCUCGGAGAGCCACCUCCCGCGCGAGACGAUGGAGCAGCACAUGUACACCUAUCUGAACCAGCGCUACGGCCUGAAGCACAUCAUUCUUGACUGGGCCACCGCCAUUGUCCACGGCAUAAAAAAGUAUGCCCCCGAAGACAAUGAUGUGGCGGUAUUUGGAAGGAUUCUGCGAAACGAGAUCGACGAGGAGUUUCGCUUUGUGCAGCGGCAGGUGCGUGAGACGGUGCACGAGCUGCUUCGUGUCUACGUGAAGGGCAAACGGCCAUCAAACAGCGACGCGGAGAUCAACAAGAUUGUGCAGAAGAAAGUAAGUGGCACUUUGCUGGAGGACGAGUGGGUUGACAUCGUGAAGUACAUGUAUAACACGGAGGAUGCGGUCGCCAUCAUCAUGCGGCUGCGCGACCAUCUCCGUCAGUUGUCACAGCCGCGCCGGCGCCGCUCGAUUCAGGGGGGGCAAGAGCCCACCGCGACCGACGCCGUGCAGCUGCCGUACACUGACCUCAUUCGUAUUCUGCUUGAUUUCCAGCUAGAGGGGCAUGAACGCUUUCUCGCCCAUUUCCUCACCAUCUUCCGCCGCCACGAUGCGGACCGCAACGGCAUCGUCAACGCGCAGGAGUUCGCCGCCAUCGUGAAGAGCGUCGACCCCGCCAAGACGGACGGGGAGAUUAACGCCGUGUUGGAGCUGAUCGAUCCGUUUGGGAACCAACUCGUCACGUACUCGGAGUGUGUGACGUUCCUCAGCACUGAAAUCGUGAAGAUGCGGAAUGUGGAGAGACGCAGCUGA
This is a messenger RNA of Trypanosoma grayi, 2055 nucleotides long. Its product is annotated as putative structural maintenance of chromosome (SMC) family protein. NCBI's taxonomy places the organism in Eukaryota, Euglenozoa, Kinetoplastea, Trypanosomatida, Trypanosomatidae. Gene Ontology annotation, cellular component: cytoplasm. The coding region runs from base 1 to 2055 and encodes 684 amino acids. The transcript has a single exon. The record is from RefSeq and is a predicted model, not a curated record. Gene Ontology annotation, molecular function: calcium ion binding.